Messenger RNA from Didymodactylos carnosus, 417 nucleotides. The record is from the annotation of a GenBank genome assembly. NCBI's taxonomy places the organism in Eukaryota, Metazoa, Rotifera, Eurotatoria, Philodinida, Philodinidae.
AUGAAAUAUGAUCGACGCACUUCUCAACGCGAAUUUAAAGUCGGAGAUCUAGUUUGGGUUGCAACCACAGCGCCUCAAAUUGGGUAUAUAACGAUUAACAGAAAAUUUCAACCAAAGUUUCAAGGUCCAUGUCGACUAAUAGAGCAACUCGAACCCUCAACAUUUGCCGUUCGACGGAUUGACAAUGGAGUAAAUUUAGGGGCCAUCAAUGUCGAUCGAAUAAAAAAAUACUUCGAACCGAUCUCCAAUUAUGAGCCUUCGAGAAUGAAUGACGACGAUUUGGAGGCUCCCUCAAGUGACGAACACGACGAAGCAAGUCAAAACCCUGCAUCAUCCAAUCCGACACCAACAGAUCGAAUAAAUCAACAGAGAGUAUCGAGCAGACAGCAUCAACUACCAGCUCGAUAUCGCGACUAA